This is a messenger RNA of Penicillium olsonii, 303 nucleotides long. Lineage: Eukaryota; Fungi; Ascomycota; Eurotiomycetes; Eurotiales; Aspergillaceae. The record is from the annotation of a GenBank genome assembly.
AUGCAUCAUAUCAGGUGUGGUAAAGGAUACUUAUGUUAUUUCUACAGGAAUCUGAACAAGACGCUGUAUUACCUGGAUGUGUUUGCCCGAUUCAAGGACGAAGAGAACAUCAAGGCCGUGGAGCGGCUGUUGAACUCGCAUACGGAACUGGAGAUGUUUGAGCGGUCGCAGCUCGGGAGUCUGUGCUGCGACAAUGCCGAGGAGGCCAAGUCUUUGAUUCCGAGUUUGCAAAACAAGAUCACGGAUGGGGAUUUGCAGGAGUUGUUGGAUGAGUUGACCAAGUUGCGGAAUUUCACCGAGUAA